Dunckerocampus dactyliophorus (ringed pipefish) is the source of this 1413-nucleotide messenger RNA. Its product is annotated as leucine-rich repeat-containing protein 19-like. The coding region runs from base 118 to 678 and encodes 186 amino acids. The transcript is spliced from 4 exons. NCBI's taxonomy places the organism in Eukaryota, Metazoa, Chordata, Actinopteri, Syngnathiformes, Syngnathidae. The record is from RefSeq and is a predicted model, not a curated record.
UCUCAAAGGAGCAGCAGAGGAAGAAGGAGAACAGCAUUCUCAAAAGCUAAGAGCAGGAAGCUUAUAUAUAUACUGUAUAUAUACUGCAUAGAAAAAAAUAUCCUUCAGGCUGAAGAAAUGUUCCAGUGGAGCUGCAGCAUCAUUGUGUUUCUCUCGUUUUGUCCAACCUCCAUCAGAAAAGCAAACUGUGCGCCUGUAUAUGACACUGAGGGACAAAAAGGCUCGCAGAGACGCCUCCUGAUCGAGGAAGAUCUCGCCAACAUUAACGGCACCGACACCCGAAGUCUUACCAAUGUAGACAACACGCCGAAGUCGAUAGAAUGGUCCUAUUUGGCCGCCGGACUGGGCACAGCUCUCGCUAUAUCGCUGGUUAUUGUGACGGCCGUCAAGUUCCGUGUCUUCCAUCGCUUCCUGGCGAGCUACCGACACUCCCUGCUGGAGGAGGCUGACGGAGUCAGCCAGUACGGUCAAGAAGAGGUGACCUUUCCAAGCAGUGUGUCAGGGAGAAUGGGAGCCCUGCGAGGGACCAUCGGCACACUAGAGGAAGAUGAUGACGGCUUCAUUGAAGAUAAUUACAUCCAGACCAGUGAGAAAGACCGCGCCGCGAGAGAAGAUGAGGAGGAGGAGGAGUAUGGGAUAGAGGACAGUGAUGAUGAUCUGCAGUUCACAAUAGGGUGAGAUGGAGGAGCAGACCACAAAUCCCAAGCCCCAACGGACUGAGCCGCUAUUAUAACUUCUUCUUCUGCAAGUCUCCCGGGGAACUUGUCCAUUCAUGUCGGUGUUGAAGAGGAGCGUGGUUCACAAAAUCCAGACACUAACCACAUUGUCGGGACUCAUCUCAUGUUUCUCAUUUAUCCUCAUUUAGCCAAUGAUUCAUUCUACUGUGAUCAUGCUGAGAAUCUUUUGUGAACUUGAUUAUUGUGUGGAUGCAGGGAACCCAGUUAUGUGAAAUUACUUUGCUGGAUCAUGUCUUUUCUCACUCGAUAUUUUCUUUUACAUUGAUGUAUUGGUAUUUGCAUGCAAUGUAUGGCACCUUAAGGGGCCAGGCGGGGACAUUUAAUAUACGCACAGAAGUGGAAUUUGAACACAAGACGCAUACAUUUGAAGUAUAAAUCAAACUCGACAGACGCAGGCCUGUACUCACACUGAGUGUGACAGUUUUAUAUAUUAGCUAGGAACUUUCUCAAUAAAAAUACAGACAUUAGUUUGCAUACUGAUGUUGCGUAUUAAUGAAUGUACAUGCAAAACAUGAAAACAUUGUCAGAUCAUUCUAGAGCUUUGCACACAACUGAGAACUUCAGUACUUGUAUUGUAUUGACUAACAAAAUACUAAAGUAGUAUUUGAAUGUUAAAUGAUUACGUGUUACAGUGGACCCUCAGAAUAUAGAUGGUUCAGCUGUGAAUAACUCAGAA